CGGGCUUCCUGUCUCUUCGUUUACAUACAUCUCUGCAGAAGUAACAAGCACUCUCCUCAGUGGGCUCCUGGUUGCAGAGCUCCCAGCCUUCACAUAGACACACCUGUGUGAGAAGCAGAGGGGAGGAAAGUCACAGGCCCGGAGACCCUGCCCUUCGUGCGGGGAAGGCCCAGGUCCCUGCCCGCCUCAGCAAGGCCGCGAUGAGUCGACGAGCUGCUCUUAGGCAGCUGCUCCUGGUGCUGCAGCUGGCAAUGCUCCCCACGGCCACUCCAGGAAGAGAAGUCGUGUUGGGGAAGGCGGGAGACACAGCGGAGCUGCCCUGCCACGGCUCCUCGGGGAAGAACGAAGGCUUCAGCUGGAAACAUUCUUCCACGCUCAAGAUUCUGGAGUAUGGGCGCUCCUUCCCAGUUAGAGGUGCCUCCAGGCUGAAGCAUCGUGUCGAAACGAAACAAAACCUGUGGGAUCAAGGAUCCUAUCCUCUGAUCAUCAAGGACCUUGAAGUGGUGGACUCAGGGGUUUACUUCUGUGAGGUAGCGGGCAAGACGCGAGAGGUGGAGCUGCUGGUGUUCGACGUGACUGCCAAGUGGGACACCGGCCGCAGCAGCAGCAGCAACAUCCGCCUGCUGCAAGGGCAGCGGCUGACCCUGACCGUGGAGGGCCCGUCUGGUAGCAGCCCUUCCGUGCAAUGGAAAGGUCCAGGGAAUAAAAGCAAGGGCAGUGGCCAAAGCCUCUCGCUGUCCGGGCUGGAGCUGCAGGACAGUGGUACCUGGACAUGUACCAUCUCCCAGAACCAGGAGACAGCGGUGUUCCACAUAAACAUCUUGGUGCUGGCUUUCCAGAAGGUCUCUAACACAGUCUAUACAAAGGAAGGGGAUCAGGUGGAGUUCUCCUUCCCGCUUAGCUUCGAGGAUGAAAACCUGAGCGGGGAGCUGAGGUGGCAGGCAGAGGGGGCUCCCUCCUCCCUGCUCUGGAGCUCCUUCGUCUUGGAGAACAGGAAGCUGUCUGUGAAAGAGCUCCACGUCCCCAAACUCCAGCUGAAGGAAUCGCUCCCACUCAGCUUUAUCCUGUCCCAGGCUUCGUCUCGGUAUGCUGGCUCUGGAACCCUCACUCUGAGUCUUGCCAAGGGGACACUGCAGCGGGAAGUGAAUCUCGUGGUGAUGAGAGUGACUAAGUCUAAGAACAAUUUGACCUGCGAGGUGCUGGGACCCACCUCCCCUGAGCUGACGCUGAGCUUGAAUCUGGAAGAGCAGGCUGCCAAGAUCUCGAAGCGGCAGAAGCUGGUGUUGGUGAUGGACCCUGAGGGGGGCACAUGGCAGUGUCUACUGAGUGACAAGGACAAAGUCCUGCUGGCAUCCAAGAUCGAGGUUUUGUCCCCAGGGUUCACCAAGGCCUCGCCAAAGCUCUUAGCCAUUGUGCUGGGCGGGAUCUUAGGCCUUCUGCUUUUCGCGGGGCUCUGCGUCUUUUGCUGUGUUAAGUGCUGGCACCGCAGGCGCCAGGCAGAGCGGAUGUCUCAGAUCAAGAGACUCCUCAGUGAGAAGAAGACCUGCCAGUGCCCCCACCGGUUCCAGAAGACAAAUCUCAUUUGAGGGGCAGGGCCAGGGGAGUGUCCCGUUUGCAGCCUCCCCAGCUGCCUUCCCCCGCCUUUCCUGCUGGGCUCCUGGACCUGCGGGCCAGAUGAAUGUAGCAGACCCCAGCACUUCCAUCCCUCUCCCGCUCUCCUUAUCCACACUUGGCCAUGGGUCCUCCCCUUGCAGAGGCUUACACCAUUUCUUCCCCUUUUCCUUUGCGGAAAAGGAAAGCCCUAUUGAUGAUUUCUUCCCAGCUUUCUCCCCCACAGCCCAUUGGUCCCCAGAGAAUCACGUGGGAUCAGCCCUGCCUGGCUUGGAGGGCAAGGCUGGGUGUCUGAAUCAUGAAGCCCAGGACUGUCAUUUUACUGGAUGGGACCUCAGGACCAGAGGGGGCAGGGACCAGCCCAAGAUCACAUGGCCAGAGGAGGGUAGACCCAGACCCAAAGUGGGCUGACUGCCAGCCUCCACUGCUCCAUUCGGUCCGCUUCUCACUCUGUGUUGGCAGGACACAGACUCCCAUCGUGACAUGUGUGCCCACAGGCACCCCUGGACCCACACCCAUGUACAGAGCGCACAUUUGUGCACAAACAUGAUUCUUUACCCCCCAAGUAGUACGUGUCAGUUUCUGAGCCGGUUUCACAUCCUUUGUCUGUUUCAACCUUAAGAAGAGCUUACAGAACUAGUAGUGUCAUGAGCAAGAUCAGCAUCUCCAAUUUAUAGACCAGAAAUGGAACUCAGAGAGGUCAGCGGAUUGCCCAAGGUCACACAGCUUGUCAGUGCCAGGGGACUAGCCCAGGUCUCUGAAUCCCUGGUUCCAGGGCUGUAUCCCAAACACAGAGACAAGUUCCACUCACAUCUCUGCAGCUGAUUAGUCACUGAUGCCCAGGACCCACCUCUGGAUUCCUAAGAGCACACCACCCCAGGCAGGACCUGCCUCAGAGAGUUCAGAAACACAGAAGAGGACCCCCCUCUGCCUAAAGUCCCUCCUCUAUCACCUGCUGGUGGCAGAAGCCUGUUACCAGAGGACAAAGCUGGCAGUUGUCCUAAUCAGAGCACAGGCCCUGUGGGAGAGACUGCCCAGUGACCUACCAUUCACCCUGUUGCAGAACCUUCUGGAAGGUGAGCUUUGCCAGGGGAGGGGGUGGGGAGUUGGCUGGAGAGGGAACGCUUUGAGGGGACCUCCUGUGGAGGAUGACAGAGCUGGGCUUCAGUCCCCCUGCCCUAUACUUUCCUUCAUCCCUCCCCCAGACCAUCCAGGACACAGGAAAAUUGAGGUUACAAGUAGUCUUCUUCCUCUCCUUCUUGAUCUAUUUCUCUGAUCCCCAGCCUCCUCUGCCUCUCCUUCCUUCCCUUUCUCACCACCUGUCUCAGUCCCUACCCCCUCUCCCCAGUCUUCUCUUUCCAGCUUGCCCCUUCCAGGAGGACUCCCGACCGCUUGCUUGUAUUCCAGCCCGCUCCCGCCCCUGCCUCCCUAAGCUGACAGAAAAAUACAAUAAACUUACUGCAAAGAAGA
This is a messenger RNA of Ailuropoda melanoleuca (giant panda), 3081 nucleotides long. It is a transcript of the gene CD4, whose product is annotated as CD4 molecule. Gene Ontology annotation, biological process: cell adhesion; immune response. Gene Ontology annotation, cellular component: membrane. Bases 201 to 1586 code for a protein of 461 amino acids. The record is from RefSeq and is a predicted model, not a curated record. NCBI's taxonomy places the organism in Eukaryota, Metazoa, Chordata, Mammalia, Carnivora, Ursidae. The transcript is spliced from 10 exons. Gene Ontology annotation, molecular function: coreceptor activity.